AGAUCACUCAACGUUCAGCGGUUCAGGAGCAGCAGUCGCCAGGCCUCUCAGUCAUCAAUGAAGAAGUCCAAGUCCUACAAACUGGAGGCCCCCGAUGGUGGUUGGGGCAUCCUUGUGUGCAUUGGCAUGGCCCUGCCGUUUACUAGUGCUUUGGCCGCUCUGCCAUCGUUCGGUCUUGUUUUCGGGGACUUCCUGAAGAGUAUUGGCGCAGAGACCAGUGCCAUGGCUAUCAUCACCAGCGCCUUCUUUUCGGCCAUGAGUUUUGCUGGUCUAUUUUCGGGCUCGCUGUUCCAGCGUUUCGGCAUGCGAGCGGUUGGCGUCACGGGUGGAGUCCUGUAUUUCCUGGGAACGGGAAUGCAACUGUUUGCCACCUCGACGAUGCAUCUAAUGCUGGCGUUCAGUUUGGUGCAGGGUUUGGCCUUUGGCCUGAUGGUGCCCACCUGCUAUACGACCUUCAAUCAUUAUUUUGUGAAGAAUCGUGUGAUGUGGAUGAGCUUUGCCCAGACGCUGAUCGGCCUGGGAUCGAUGCUCUAUCCGAUUGUGAUGCAGAAACUGAUGCAAUGGUACGGCUUCCGCGGGUGCCUGCUUAUCCUCACUGGCCUCAAUGCCCACGCCGUCCUGGGUAUGCUCGUAAUGCAUCCCGUCGAGUGGCAUAUGCGUCGUGUGCCCCUCAGCGAGGAGGAGCUGCAGCUUCAGGAGAGAGAGAAAACCACCACAGUGGUGGUGCGCAUCCAGCCAGAGACUCCGCUGAAAGCUACAGAAGAAGAGCCCAAGUUUCAGCGGCGACUCUCGCAUGCCGACGAGCACAUGCUGAAGGUCAUCUCCAGUCGGGCCUCGAGCAUCACCAGCCUAGGCAACUGGUCCGGCCCAGUGGUCGUCAGCGAUGCCUCGCCACAAAUGCUCCACAGCCUGCAGGCAUCCAGGCGCCCCUCGACAGUCAGUGGAUCACCGACACCGCAUACAACGGCGGCUCCCGAUGCCUCCACCUCCGUCCCCAAAAAAGGAUGGACCCGCACAGUUGUGGACUUUCUAGAUCUGACGCUCCUGAAGAAGCCCAUCUACGUCAACAUUGUGCUGGGCAUCACCUUUGCCCUAUACUCGGACAUCACGUUCUUCACCAUGCAGCCGGUCUAUCUGUUUGAAUUGGGAUACAGCAGGCCCGACACUGCUACUAUUAUAGCAAUUGGAGCAGCCGCCGAUUUAAUAUCGCGAAUUUUUCUGGCCGUCACCGCUGUUUGCAUACAAGUGCCCUCUCGAUAUAUUUACUUGGCCGGAGCUGUCUUCACGGUCUUUGCUAGAUUUGUUUUUAAUGGAAUCACAGAGUUCGUGGGAAUGGCCUGCAUCACCGGAGUUAUAGGAUUUUUGCGCACGUGGCUGCAUGUGCCGCUGCCUCUUGUUUUUGCCGACUAUUUGCCCAAAGAGAGAUUUGCCACCGGCUACGGACUGUUUAUGUUCACGCAAGGAAACGCCAUGUUUCUCAUCGGACCGAUCGUCGGCAUUAUCCGCGACAAGACACGCGACUACAUAUUAGUUUUUCACAUUUUGAACGGGUUUAUGAUUCUUUGCGCCGUACCCUGGGUCAUCGAGGUGCUCAUUGUUAAAUUUCGGAGACGCAACAAAAUCGAACGCAAUAACGUCGAUCACGAGGAUGUGCCCGACACGGGGCGCAGUACAGUUGUCCACUGAAAACCACUCACACUUGCUUGUAUUCUCUGUCUGAAAUAAAGAUAAAAACUAUAAAAAAAUGUUUCAACUUAUGGCGGCCAACGGAAUUGGCAGUGCUGCAGUUCGACUACGUACGUACGAGCAUCAAUAGUAAAG
This is a messenger RNA of Drosophila persimilis, 1821 nucleotides long. RefSeq names its product monocarboxylate transporter 7. The coding region runs from base 58 to 1686 and encodes 542 amino acids. NCBI's taxonomy places the organism in Eukaryota, Metazoa, Arthropoda, Insecta, Diptera, Drosophilidae. The record is from RefSeq and is a predicted model, not a curated record. Gene Ontology annotation, biological process: monocarboxylic acid transport; transmembrane transport. The transcript is spliced from 5 exons. Gene Ontology annotation, molecular function: monocarboxylic acid transmembrane transporter activity.